Molecule: messenger RNA, 1512 nt
Organism: Grosmannia clavigera kw1407
Lineage: Eukaryota; Fungi; Ascomycota; Sordariomycetes; Ophiostomatales; Ophiostomataceae
Product: betaine aldehyde dehydrogenase
Exons: 1
Coding region: 1-1512 (503 amino acids)
Molecular function (GO): aldehyde dehydrogenase (NAD+) activity
Source: RefSeq, a predicted model, not a curated record
AUGGCCGAACUGGAUCGACACACGUACUAUGGCGGCAAGCCGCAGCCGGCGGCAUCGUCCGACAAGUCCUUCUUCACGAUCAACCCGGCAACGGCCGAGCCGCUCGCCCGUAUCUUCACAUCAUCGGCCGCGGCAGUCGAUGCGGCCGUAGAGAGCGCCCAGGCAGCGUUUUCCGGCUGGGCCAACACGCUGCCGGUGCAGCGGUCACGGAUCUUACGGCGGGCGAGCGAGCUGCUGCGGGAGCGCAACGACGCGCUGGCACGGAUCGAGACGCUGGACUCGGGCAAGCCGUUCAGCGAGACGUCCGUGGUCGACGUGGUGACGGGCGCUGAUGUCCUGGAAUACUACGCCGGCUUGAUUGCCUCGGGCGGUCUUAACGGCGAGUACUUUGCGCUACGACCGGGCUGGGGCGGAGCAACGGUGCACACGGCCAAGGAACCUCUGGGCGUGUGUGCCGCCAUUGGGGCCUGGAACUACCCGCUGCAGAUCGCGCUCUGGAAGUCGGCUCCGUGUUUGGCUGCCGGCAACACGCUCGUCUACAAGCCCAGCGAAUUCACCCCACUGCACGCCCAGCUGCUGGCCGACGUUUACCGUGAUGCCGGCCUGCCCGAAGGCGUUUUCAACGUCGUCUACGGUGCCGGCGAUGUUGGCGCUCGUCUCGUCGACCAUAAGGCUGUGGCUAAGGUCAGCUUCACCGGCCAGGUCAGCACGGGUCGUCGCGUUGCCGGCGCCGCUGCCGGCCAGCUCAAGUAUGUCACCAUGGAGCUCGGCGGCAAGAGCCCGCUGAUCGUGUUGCCCGACGCCGAUCCCGUCGGCCAGGCCGUCGACGGCGCCAUGAUGGCCAAUUUCUAUAGCUCCGGCCAGGUCUGCACCAACGGCACCCGCGUCUUCGUUCCGGCCGCCAUGCUGCCCGAAUUCGAGCGCCUGUUGCUGCAGAAGCUGCAGUACGUGCGCGCUGGCGACCUCUUCGACCCUGCCACCAACUACGGCCCCGUCAGCAGUGCCCUCCACCGCGACAAGGUCCUCAGCCACAUGCGCACUGGCCGCGAUGUUGACCGUGCCCGCCUGCUCGCCGGUGGCGACACUGUCGUCCCGCCCGGUAUCCCGCCUGCCCUCAGCACCGGCUUUUGGCUUGCCCCCACCGUCUUCACCGACUGCACCGACGACAUGGCCAUUGUGCGUGAGGAGAUCUUUGGUCCCGUCAUGUGCAUUCUGCCCUACACCACCGUCGAGGAGGCUGUUCGCCGUGCCAACAACACCGAUCUCGGCCUUGCUGCCGGCGUCUUCGGUCGCGAUAUCAACCAUUGUCACCAGGUCGUCAACGCCCUCCAGGCUGGCAUCACCUGGGUCAACACUUGGGGCGAGUCGCCCGCCGAGAUGGCAGUCGGCGGUUGGAAGCAGAGCGGUGUCGGCGUUGAGAACGGCCACCGCGGCCUUGAGGCCUGGCUGCGCAACAAGAGUACCCUCAUCGAGAUGAGCGGGGUCGUGCCGACCGUGUUUGGCAAGCUGUAG